CCCAUGCAAAACGAGUCACAUCGCAUGAAUGUAGUUCGUCUGACUUUACCAUGAUUGCGAUUUCACAUUGAGACAUGUUUCGAAUUUGUGUUUCUAGGCAAUAAUUACUCGGCAUAUAUUGCAAAAACCUCUUGAAUUGAGAAACGACCGUAUAUGCAUAUAAUAUAUAGUCUUGUCUAUCAUAAAACUGAGUCGCAGGCAUAGAUUAUUAUUUAUUGUCUAUGAUCGAGAAUAGACUGCAGAUCAACAACGUAUUUAUAAUUGAUUAAAAUGGCUAAUAAAUAUGUGGAUCUCACUAAAGUGGGUACUGUUUACGCCAAGAAUAUGAAUCGCCUAAGUAAUAAAAUUUUCGGUGAGGCAACUAGAGAGACCAAUCGCAGAUCUAUGAAAGUUGUAAAAUUAUUCAGUGAAUUACCUACAUACAAAAAUCCAGAGAUUGUUCGUUAUUAUCCGCAACACAAUGAAAUUAGUACGUUAAUGAAGCAGCUUAGACUUUAUGGUCUUUAUAGAGAUGAACAUGCAGAUUUCAAGGAUGAGUAUCAGCGUUUGAGAGAAUUACGUGGUAAACAGAAAUGGGUUCCUCCUAUAAAGAGGAAAUAAUGCUCGUUACACUGCUUCAUCUAUUUUGUAUAAUACAUAAUUUGUACAGCAAUAUAUAGCAUCUGAAUAAAAUCAAAAGUAUAGUAAAAUAUAGAUUAGAAAAUAAAUAUUCUUGCAUGUAAUAGCAAUAUUGGAGCAAGAGGUUACCACAUUUUUAAUAGUAAGUGGUAAUAAAAAUUCAAAGCUAUUGAACUCGGUUGUGUCAUUGUUACGUUCAGCCGCGAUUGUCUUAAAUCUUCCAUUGUAUAACGAAGAUCUGUUUAGAUUUGUAAAUUCAUGAUUAUUUGCAUGAUUUGGACGAUGAUGAUAGUGAUGGAAAUUAUGGGCUACUGACGUGCUUAUAUAACUUUCAAUAUUUAAAGGAGUAUGCAAUUUAUUCCAAAAUUUAGUUAUGUUUAUACUUUCUGUUGAUAUUUCUUGAUCUGCGCUUCCUAUUAGAGAUACAUUCUGUAAGCGUACCCUUGUGCUCUCUAGGGUAUAACUACCAUUAUUAUCUAAUUUUUCUGUUUUAUUAUUAAGAACUAAAUUGUAUAGCCACGCCCUUAAAUAAGACACUACAGUCAGUUUUGUUAAUUAAUCAGAAUUUCUUAAUAUGGUUACACACACUACUCUUAAGUCAAAUAAAAGUAAUACCUGUAUAUGCUGAGGUCAAGGUAUGUUGGUAAGUCUCCACACUCUAAAGAAAAAUUUGACCAUGAAGCGAUUCCAAGUACAGCUAUUUCACGGUAAUGGUUUUCACAUACAACUGGAGAACCAGGAUUACCAGCGCAAGCUUCCAUUCCAUCUUUAAAUUCAACCAUUGUGCAGAACACAUUUGUGUAAUUUGUAUAAUUGGUAUUUGCUUUUAUCAUGCGUGUGCAAGAUUUCCAGGAGUUAAUUAUUACUUCGUUAUAUUGCAUUGGUUUAGCAAAUACUUUCGAAGAAGGUGGAAGGUAACUCUGCCAUCCAAAUAUGAAACACGACGUGUAAUUAUCAGAAUCAACACGUUUGACAUUAGGUAAAGUAAUUUUGGCGUCACACACAAAUGGUUCAACGAGUUUCAAGAGAGCUAUGUUGUGGUCUCGAUCGGGUAAAAUAGAAUAGACAUCAUAGUCAGGGUGUAUAUAAGUAGCCUUCACAGAUAUUGAUUGUCUAGAGCCAAUUCCAUUUAAUCCAGUAGCAACCAAAAUAAUAGACUGUUUAGGAGAUAAAAUGCAUUUGUAAUCAAUUUUCAAGAAUAGGUAGGAGUAGAGAAUGUCAUACGUUUCUUUUCUCUUGUACACAUUGUGCAGCAGUUAAAACCCAAUCUGAUGAAAGAAGUAUUCCACCGCAUGGUGAUAUUGUUUGAAAUUGUAACAACCAAGGAAACUGACCUUCAAGUACCCUUUUCCCUCUGAGCAACAGAGUUUGAUAUUCAUUCAAAUUUAUCAACAGUAAAAAGAGCAGAAAAAUGUGCAUUGACAUAUUUAGUGUACUGAAACAAUAUUUCCAAUUUAAAUAUCACUUUGGCUAUGUUCAAGUUGUUCUGACAAUAAUCGUAUGCAAGAUAAAAAUAUCACAAACGCAUUAUUUUUAUUACUUGAAAAAUUAGUUAAUAAAAAGUACCUAGUUAAGAACACGUGAAUUAUGGCAAAUAAUUGGAAGAAUUAUUACAGACUAGAUGCAAAUAUACAGUUCAAAAUUAUUGUAAAUGUAUAUGCUGAAGUUGCUAUUGUGAUUACAAAAGAAUAUAAAAAUUUGUCAAUGA
This is a messenger RNA of Megalopta genalis, 2326 nucleotides long. It is a transcript of the gene mRpS33, whose product is annotated as mitochondrial ribosomal protein S33. NCBI's taxonomy places the organism in Eukaryota, Metazoa, Arthropoda, Insecta, Hymenoptera, Halictidae. The record is from RefSeq and is a predicted model, not a curated record. Gene Ontology annotation, cellular component: mitochondrion.